Messenger RNA from Melanotaenia boesemani (Boeseman's rainbowfish), 375 nucleotides. Its product is annotated as cysteine-rich secretory protein 2-like. The coding region runs from base 1 to 375 and encodes 124 amino acids. Lineage: Eukaryota; Metazoa; Chordata; Actinopteri; Atheriniformes; Melanotaeniidae. The record is from RefSeq and is a predicted model, not a curated record. The transcript is spliced from 5 exons.
AUGUAUGCUCUGUCAUUCCUAUGUGUCCUGUGUGGGUUCAUUGCUGCCCUUCAGGUGCCCGGAACCUUGGCAGAUUUUCAGGUUUUUUUUAACCCUGGUACAGUUCUGGCCUCCCUCUCAGAUCGGAAUGAGAUUGUGAACAAGCAGAAAAAAUUGAGGAAAGUCGUCAUUCCCACUGUUAGCCAUAAUAGCUGGAACCGUGAAGCUGAAGCCAACGCUCAGAGAUGGGCCAAGACCUGCUCCAUGAAACACAGCCCUGCCAGUUCCAGAGAGGUCAGCAUCACUUCCAUAGUCACGGUAAACGCCAGCUUUCAGUCAUGCAACCCCUGUCCCUGUGCUGACCAGGGCAGUAACUUUCCCAAACUGAAGGAGUGA